Molecule: messenger RNA, 1720 nt
Organism: Cuscuta epithymum
Lineage: Eukaryota; Viridiplantae; Streptophyta; Magnoliopsida; Solanales; Convolvulaceae
Source: the annotation of a GenBank genome assembly
AAGUAAUACAGAGUAAUUAACUAAGAACACCCGUUGCCCAUCAAACGUAACCUACGUACCAGAACGAAUUGCUCAAGCAGAAACAGCCAUCUCCGAUCCUAUCAAAGGAUGGAGUACCUCUCGAGCAUCUUAUCUUUCUUCCUCUUCCUCUCCUUCCUAGGGUUGCUUGCAGCGGUCUGCGGAGAGUGGAAGAUGAAGAGAUCGUUGUCAUCGAGAGGUGCGAAACUGCCGCCAGGGCCGUGGAGGCUUCCCCUCAUCGGUAGCAUGCACCACCUCGUUGGCGCUUUCCCGCUCCGCCGCUUGAAGUAUCUCGCCGAGAUACACGGCCCCCUCAUGCACGUCCAGCUUGGACAAGUCUCUGCGGUCAUCGCCUCGUCUCCUGACAUGGCGAGGGCCGUCCUCAAGACCCACGACCUCUCCUUCGCCUCCCGGCCCAAACUCCUGCUCCCGGAGAUCGUCUGCUACCGGGGCUCUGAUAUCGUCUUCUCCCCGUAUGGGGAUUACUGGAGGCAGAUGCGGAAGAUCUGCACGGUCGAGCUCCUCAGCUCAAAGAACGUGCACACCUUCGGAUCCAUCAGGCUUGACCAAGCGUCUCGCCUGCUGGACGCAGUCGCCUCCCACGGCAGCCAACCGGUGAAUCUGUCCGAGCUCGUGUUCCAGUUCACGAGCUCAAUGACUUGCCGGUCGGCUUUCGGGUGCGUUUUCAAGGAGGGCGACGAGUUCAUCACCAUCAUAAAGGAGUUUCUUUCCUUGCUCGGAGGGUUCGACGUGGCGGAUGUAUUCCCCUCGCUCAGAUUUCUCCACGGGCUCAGCCCGUUGAGGCGAAAGUUCCUCGGGAUCCACCAAAGGAUCGACGCGAUCCUCAACGCCGUCGUGGAGAGCCACCAGAAGAGCUUAGCCGCCGGAAAUAAAGGAAACGGGGAGCUAGGCGGCGAGGACUUGAUCGACGUUCUACUGAGGAUGAAGCGCACCGACGCCAUCCCGAUCACCGACGACAACAUCAAGGCGGUGGUGCUCGACAUGUUCACCGCCGGAACGGAGACGUCGUCCAUGACGAUCAUAUGGGCGAUGGUUGAGAUGCUGAGGAGUCCGGCGGUACUAGCCAAGGCUCAAGCGGAAGUAAGAAGAGCCUUCGUUGACAAAAACGGGUUUGACCUAAAAGACGUGGAAGAGCUGAAAUACUUGAAACUCGUGGUCAAAGAAAGUCUUCGGCUCCACCCGCCCGGGCCCAUCACUAUCCCUCGAGAGUGCUUGGCGGAGACGGAAAUAAACGGGUACACCAUCCCGGUCAAAUCAUGGGUCAUGGUCAACCUCUCGGCGGUCAGCACCGACCCGGCUUACUGGGAGAACGCCGACAGCUUUCUGCCGGAGCGGUUCGAGAAUAGCGGCGUUGACUUUUUGGGGAAUAACUUUGAAUUCCUGCCGUUUUCGAGCGGGCGGAGGAUAUGCCCGGGGCUAUCCUUUGGAUUGGCCAAUGUGUAUCUCCCCUUGGCUAAAUUGCUAUUCCAUUUUGACUGGAAACUGCCGCGAGGACGUGAGUAUUCUCGGAGCUUGGACUUGGCGGAGCUGCCGGGACUUACCGCCGGGAAGAAAGACGAUCUUUACUUGGUGGCUACGCCGUACGAUCCACUCGUAAAAUGAUCGGCGUUACCGUACUAAUAGGCCAUUUCGUUAUGCUUAUAUUAUCCGAUUGUCAUGUACUAGGAAUAUUCUAUAUAUC